Messenger RNA from Glarea lozoyensis ATCC 20868, 1161 nucleotides. RefSeq lists its product as uncharacterized. Bases 1 to 1161 code for a protein of 386 amino acids. The record is from RefSeq and is a predicted model, not a curated record. The transcript has 2 exons. Lineage: Eukaryota; Fungi; Ascomycota; Leotiomycetes; Helotiales; Helotiaceae.
AUGGGACUAACGAAGAGUUUUAGUGAGAAACCGGAAUGCAAGAAAGUCGAAGAUCAAGGCAGUCGUAUCCCGAAAUUCACUUUCACGCAUGAGCACCAAACCCCAGAUAUCAGAAAUCCAUUUCAAGACCUCGAUAUCUACAACCACAAUAACUCACCACACCUCUUUCACUGGCACACCAACCCGCAAACCCUCACCCCCCUCCGCCCUCCUCAACCAAAAUUCUACACUCUCCCACCACCCCUCCCAACCUACCCCCUCAUCAAGUCCUACACCUCGCACCCCAACCCCCCUCCCCACCCCCCAACCCUCACCCCCUUCCAAAUCAAAAAACUCCUCUUCAUCCACCUCUCCAAUCCCUUAAUCCGCGCCGCCUGUCUCGAGCGCGAGAACGCGUGGAUCUACCGACAUGUGAACCUGAACGAGGGAUGGAAUCGCGCGAUGGUGUAUUGUAAUCUGCAGUAUUCGCUCGCGAGGGAGUAUGAGCGGGUUUAUUUAGUUGGGGCGGAGAUGGAGAAGGCGGUUUUGUAUAGGUGUGCGAAGGGGUGGGGUAGGGAGAGGGUUAGGAGGGAGGAGUGGUGGAAAGUAGUGGAGGGCUUCCAGUAUUUUAGUUUUCAGCGGCAAGAGUUGCCCUGGGUUUUCAAGGACGAAGAUAUGAAAGGCAUUGAUUUUGGAAUGAUAUUCGUAGGCGCAGGAUAUGGUCGUACCCAUCCAUGGCGAGCCCCAGGCCAGUGGUGGGCAGCUCGAAAACACGUCUUCGCCCAAUACCGCGGGAAGCAUUUCCUAGACGAGAUCCAGAAAGAAUUUCGAGCUAUCGACGAACGAGUGGCAGAAUGGCAGAAGAGUCAUGUCUGUGAAGACGGAAAUGGUUCAAACAAGUUGAAGAGGAAGGUCUAUUCGUCGUUUGGACUGAACAAGACUAUCAGGUCGCGAUUCCAGGCUCCGAAGAAGAGGGUGAGAAAUGGGAGGAAUGUGCAGACAUGUAUGAGUGAGGAGUGGAGGAAGCGUCGACGGGAACAGGAGACUAGAGCUGGGCGUUGGACUGAUGGGACAGUUGGUAUGAAUCGGAUGUGGGAUGCUUUUCAUUGGGUUUUGCCUGCUCCCGAUGAGAAGUGGAAUCGACCGUGGCGUCGGAGUCAUUCAAGGUGCCAGUGGUCAUGA